Molecule: messenger RNA, 4190 nt
Organism: Melanotaenia boesemani (Boeseman's rainbowfish)
Lineage: Eukaryota; Metazoa; Chordata; Actinopteri; Atheriniformes; Melanotaeniidae
Gene: anpeplb
Product: alanyl (membrane) aminopeptidase a
Exons: 20
Coding region: 778-3621 (947 amino acids)
Biological process (GO): peptide catabolic process; proteolysis
Cellular component (GO): cytoplasm
Molecular function (GO): metalloaminopeptidase activity; peptide binding; zinc ion binding
Source: RefSeq, a predicted model, not a curated record
UUUGGUCAAGAUGGUCCUGACUCCUUGAGGAUGAAGCUUUCCUGCAUAUUCAGUGAUUUCCCAAAUCCACUGUGUUCUCUAUUUUCCUUCUUUCUCGCUCACUUCUCUUUUUUUUCAGUCCACCUUUUUUAUCCAGCCCCCUCAGAAGUCCUCCCCUCAUAUGCUUCUAGCUUGCUGGGAGUUUGUCAAUCUUGCAGGCUCUGUGUAGACAAAUGUUGAACCCUGCUGCAGCGAGGACUUACCUACCGACUUAACUACAACAAUCACAGGGAAGAAGACUGUUGCUUGACUGUGACUCUGGACGCCUUCAGUUCCAAUCAAGUGAUGGCCUCCCCUUGAGGGAUUUUCUUGUGUUAUGUGAGACAUUUGAUUAUAAUUGUUUGAGCAGUGUGAUCAUAGAUAGGGAAUGUGCCGUGGAGUGUGAUGAAUUGAAGAGUGCAGUGUGAGGAUUAAGAGUUCCCUCAGGUUUACCUAAACCCUGCAUUAGUGACAAAACCAAAGUAACCACCUCCAGAUGUUUGAGAGCACAGCCUGACUAUCUACAAUGGACAUUGCCCUCUUCACACUACAACGCUUACUCUUUCCUUCUUUGGCUGUGGCCAAGUUAAUGCUUAAUCUAAAUACAGAUCCUUAAUUGCUGAGGCCAAGCCCUGUUUAUGAGAGAAAGGUUACGUAGAUGCAUGCAGAUCAGUCAGUGUAGACCAGAGGCAGAUAGGCUCAGAGACGCAUUUCCAGCUGGAAAGGAACCUUCAGGAGUGACCAAAGGAGGCAGCCACAAUGCCGCAGUACGCCGGCAUGUCCAAGAUUAUCGCCGGUGCUUUCGCCCUUCUGUCGGCGUCUGCCAUCACUGGCCUCAUCACCAUGGUCAUCAUAUACAAAAUUGAGAUCGGUCCAAUGAAACCAACACCUCGUCCGACCUUGGCGUCCACCACCACAUCCCCACCACCGGUCAUGCGACUGCCCAAGAACCUUAAACCUGAUAGCUACGACAUCAUCAUCCAGCCUCAGCUCUACUCGAGAAUCAUAGAGGAGGUCAAUGUCACAACCCCCAACCAGACACUGCUCUUUACUGGAAACUCUACUGUCCACUUCCACUGCGUCCAAGGCACAAGUUCAAUCUACCUCCACAGCAAGGACUUGACAGUUUCUUCUCCGCGUGUGCUGGACAAAGCCACAAACGAGCAAAUCAGUGCUUCCCAGCCAGUUCUGCAUCAAGACGAAAGCAACUUCUUGGAGAUCCAGUUGGAUGAGUCUUUGAAAGCAGGAGGGAACUACAGUUUGUUUCUGGCUUUUGAGGGAGCAAUAUCAGAUAAUCUGGAGGGGCUCUAUGUAAGCACAUAUAUCGAAGGUAGCCUGGCUUAUGAAGGUGACACAAAUGCAGAGAGAUUCCUUGCUGCCACAAACUUGGAGCCAACAGAUGCAAGGAGAUUGUUUCCUUGUUUUGAUGAGCCAGAAAUGAAAGCUGUGUUUCGUGUGACGAUCAUCCACAGACGAAAGACAGAAGCUCUGAGCAAUGGAAUGAGAUCAGUCUCGAAUAUUAUAGAUGACGAUUGGAAAUACACUCGUUUUUUUCCAACACCAAAGAUGUCGACCUACUUGUUUGCCUUCACGGUUUCAGAGUUUGAAAAAUCAGUCGAAUCCAAGUCAAAUCGUGUAAAAAUAAAAACUUAUGCCCGUCCUGAAGCCAUUGCAGCAGGACAUGCUGAAUAUGCCGCCAACAUCACUGGACAGAUCCUCUCAUAUUUUGAGGACCAUCUUGAAAUUGAGUAUGGCAUGAACAAGCUUGACCAAAUUGCACUGCCAGACUUAGUUUCCUUAGCAAUGGAAAACUGGGGACUAGUCACAUACCAGGAAGGCGUUUUGCUCUAUGAGGAGGGAAUUUCUUCCCUGUUGCACAAGGAAGUAAUCACCAGUAUUAUUGCUCAUGAGCUGGCACACCAGUGGUUUGGUAAUAUGGUGACAAUGAAGUGGUGGAAUGAACUUUGGCUGAAUGAGGGCUUUGCAACCUACAUGUCAUACUUUGCUGUGGACAAAGUUGAACCUACAUUUCAAAUAAAAGACGCAUUGAUCAUGUACGACCUACACAUGGCGUUCGAGGAGGAUGCUCUGGCCUCCUCUCAUCCUCUCAGUCCUCCACCACAAGAUGUUGAGACAACUUCAGAGGUUAUUGGGAUGUUUGACGCUAUCAGCUACAGUAAGGGAGCGAUGGUGCUGAGAAUGCUGGCCGACUUUGUGGGAGAAAGGGUUUUCACCAAUGGGAUCAGAAUGUACCUCAAGACUUUCAAAGGAGGAAACACAGAGCAAAACGAUCUCUGGGACUCCAUACAACUGGUGAGAAAUGAUGACAGUCACUUAAGCAUUUCCAAGAUGAUGGAACCAUGGACCACACAAACAGGCUAUCCUGUUAUCACCAUCGACACUGACAACGGAGAAAUCUACCAGAAGCGGUUCCUGUUCAAUAACACUGCUGAAUCUAGUCUCUGGUGGCCCAUCCCAAUCAGGUACAUGACUGAGGACUCUGAGCCUUCAUUUGUCUGGCUGGAUGUUAGAGGCCCAGUCAAGAAAGAAGAAUUCAUUUCCAAGAGUGGUGAGUGGAUCCUGGCUAACAUCAACUGUGCUGGAUACUACAGAGUCAAUUACAACCUGGAAAACUGGAAGCGCCUCCUGACUCAGCUGGAAAAAGACCCAGAUCGAAUCCCACCGAUGAACAGAGGGCAGCUUGUUGAUGAUGCCUUUAACUUGGCAAGAGCCAAACUGCUGGAUGUGGCUCUGGCUCUGAAUUCAACCCGCUUCCUCAGUAAAGAAAGGGCGUACCUUCCCUGGGAGUCAGCAGAAAGGAAUCUGAAGUACUUUGUCCUCAUGUUUGACCGCUCAGAGGUGUAUGGACCCAUGCAGCUGUACCUCCGAGAAAAGAUCAGAGGGCUGUAUGACUUCUUCAGGAAUGAAACAGACACAUCAACAGUCCCAAGCGAUCACACUUUGCAGCACAACCAGAUCAUUGCCAUAGACGUGGCCUGUUCCAGUGGACUCCCAGAAUGCAUUGAGAUGGCUCAAGAGAAGUUUGCUGCCUGGAUGGACACCAACAGGACCAACAGUAUCCAUCCCAAUCUGCGGUCUGUAAUUUACUGCCAAGCUGUGGCUGCUGGUGGGAAGACAGAAUGGGAGUUUGCCUGGGAGAGGUUUCUGAACUCCAGUGACACCUCAGAGAGAGACCAGCUCCGACAUGCUCUCUCCUGUUCCAGGAAGACCUGGCUACUCAACAGAUACCUGGAUUACACUUUGGACCCUGAGAAGAUACGUCUGAUGGAUGUUGCUUCCACAAUAAAUUACAUUGCUGAAAAUGCUGCAGGGCAGGCGCUGGCCUGGAACUUUAUCAGAGCGCACUGGGACUACGUCAGUCAGGGGGAUCCAGCGAUGCUGAUUGAGGGAGUGACCAGAAGAUUCUCCACUAAAUUUGAACUGGAAGAGCUGGAGCGUUUCUCAGUGGAUUAUGAGGUCCAUGGUGCCUUCAGGGCCGUGCAGCAGGCCAUAGAGCAAACCCAAGUCAACAUCCAGUGGGUCAAAGAGAACAAGGACGUUAUCCUGGAGUGGUUCGAAAGAGAAACUGCACAUUUAGAGUAACAGUAACACUAGACAGAUUGUUUCCGGUGCCUCUCGGAUCACUUUUCAGACCAGCAGAUGGAUAUUAAAAUGACAGAUCAGCAAACUGUACCAUGACUGUGCAACUUUUUUUGUAGCAAGGACAAGAACAGAAGUGUGGUAGUGUUUAUGUAAAUACUAAUGUGCAAUAUUUAUAUAGUAUAUUUUCAAUGCAAAGAGUGAGAAUAUAAGAUUUUAAUUAACUCCUGUUUGUGAAAUUUGCACAAGCCUCUCAUCCAGGAUCGCUCCAUUAAAAAGUUGUAUCUUUGAUUUAAGACAAAGAUUAACUCUUCAGAAAUCUUUUCUUUUUGUUGCCGCUGGCUCUUUCUCAGGAUGAUCUCAUAAUGGAUGGAUGUAUGUACUGAGUGUUCAGGAGUUGUGCUGUUCUGAUUCAACUCAAACAUGCAGCUAAAUUUUAACAGCAUCCACAUGCUGCCAAUCUCCACACGCAUUUCUUACAUUUACAUAAGUCCUCAUGUGUAUUAUAUUUGUAAUAAUCAAAAAACCAAUUAUGUUGUUGAAAUGGUUAUUUUUAAUAAUAAAACUAUUGU